GUUGCUGACGCUGCUCCUCCGCCAUCUUCAACUUCCUAUUGUUUGCAUCAGACUGAGGCUGUCUCCGGUGUGUGUGAGAGCAGAACUGACCACCGUUACAGCACUGAAAUAUCAGAUUUACCUUUACAUUCGCGGUCGGUUAAGUUCUGCAUAAACCAUUUGUAUGUUAUUGGACUAAAUAUUUCUCAGGAAGCGACCACUGAACCUUUAUGAUGGAGGACGAUCAACCCAGAACCUUGUAUGUGGGGAAUCUGUCCAGGGAUGUCACUGAACCCCUCAUCCUGCAAGUCUUCACACAGAUAGGACCCUGCAAGAGCUGUAAAAUGAUAGUUGAUACGGCUGGAAAUGAUCCUUACUGCUUUGUGGAGUUUUAUGACCACAGGCAUGCUGCUGCCUCUCUGGCAGCCAUGAAUGGAAGGAAAAUAAUGGGUAAGGAGGUCAAGGUCAACUGGGCCACGACACCAACCAGUCAGAAAAAAGACACAAGUAAUCAUUUUCAUGUCUUUGUUGGAGACCUCAGUCCAGAAAUAACUACAGAAGACGUCAAAGCUGCCUUUGGUCCAUUUGGCAGGAUAUCAGAUGCUCGUGUUGUGAAAGAUAUGGCUACAGGGAAAUCUAAAGGCUAUGGCUUUGUGUCUUUCUUCAACAAAUGGGAUGCAGAGAAUGCCAUUCAGCAGAUGGGGGGUCAGUGGUUAGGAGGCAGACAGAUUCGAACUAACUGGGCUACGAGAAAACCCCCUGCUCCAAAGACCACCUAUGAAAAUAACUCCAAGCACCUUUCCUUUGAUGAGGUUGUGAGCCAGUCCAGUCCUAGUAACUGCACUGUGUAUUGUGGUGGAGUCAGCACAGGCCUGACGGAACAACUGAUGAGACAGACCUUCUCUCCUUUUGGACAAAUCUUGGAGAUCAGGGUUUUCCCAGACAAAGGUUAUUCUUUUGUGAGGUUCAACACCCAUGAGUCAGCAGCCCAUGCCAUUGUGUCGGUGAAUGGUACUUCAAUAGAGGGCCACAUAGUCAAAUGUUACUGGGGUAAAGAGACUCCAGACAUGAUGAACCCAAUGCAACAAAUGCCAAUGCCCCAGCAAAACAAGAUGGGCUUCGCUGCAGCCCAGCCCUACGGCCAGUGGGGUCAGUGGUACGGCAACGGGCCCCAGAUUAGCCAGUAUGUCCCGAAUGGUUGGCAGGUCCCCACAUACGGCGUCUAUGGCCAGGCUUGGAACCAACAGGGCUUCAAUCACUUACCGGCCAGUGCUGGGUGGACUGGCAUGAGCACCAUCAGUAACGGUGGGGUUAUGGAGCCUACACAGGGAUUGAAUGGGAGUAUGCUAGCCAACCAGCCUGGUAUGGGAGCUGCAGGAUACCCCACACACUGAUAAGUGGGCAGGGUAGGAAGUUUGACAACUAUCAGCCUCUUAUUGGCUGUACAGUGCCCUGAAGGGUUGUGUAACACCGCCUCCAUUUGUGUCAGGAUAAAGACUUUCACUGGGAUGUGGAACCUAAUGGGAUCAUUGAUGCCGGUAGAAGAUGUAAAUGGGAUUUUGUUUUGGGGGGUGGGGGAGUUGAAGUAAUGGGAGCCAGGGAGGAUCCACAGGUAUUUACACCUUCUGUGGCGAGCAAGACCGGCCACCUACCAGGAGUUUUUUUUAAGUUAACUGUAAAUGAGUAUAAAACUGUAAAGAAGACAUUUUUUUGGAUUCUUUUCUUUUGGGGUUUUAAAAAUUGCUUCCAUUUUCACUUUUUUUUUCGGGGACAGCCACAGAGAGGUUGGUCCUUUUCCUUUUGGAAAGAAAAGGUAAAGGCUGAGUCAAGUUAUGAACCUUAGUUAUCAUUUGAGAAACAGAAGACGUUGUUCUCUUUCUCUUAGAUUAAAAUCAAACGCAGGGAUCCUUGUCACUGCUGUUUCUCUGUAAGGGCAGAUAAAUAUUGCACAGUUUUUGCUCUUGGGUAAAUUUGACGAGCGUUUUUGUUUCCCCGUUUUGUUAUUGCUCCUUCAGGCCACCUCAAAUCUUUUUCACCAUGUGUAAAUAACCAUUAAUUCAUUUGAACCAGUGUAAGUAAAAAUGCUACUGUUAACUGUGGGUGCUUGCUUUUUUCCCCUCCACUUUUUGUUUGAUAACUCUACAGUUAACUCCAACAUUGUACGUAGCAGAGUGGCACUAUCAAACGUGACACUAGCACAGUGCAACACACGAGAUUCUUCCAUGCAGGGAUGACAGCAUUGCCAUGCAGUGCAUACUUAAAAUUUAACACAAUUUAAUGUUAAAGGGUGAACAUGUUUGACACUUUUGAUGUUUUUUAAAUAGCUAAUAAAAUGCCAGUAUUUUAUAUCGAUCUGGGUGGACUCGACCUUUUCACUUGUUGUUUUUGGGGAGACACAGGGAGGCCUACAUUGUAACUGUUGCCUUAUAGAGCUGGUUUCUUUUAGCUGACAAGAUCCUCUUUUUAAUUAGGCAGUGCCUACAGACAUUUUCAGACCCUUUUGUUUAGAAAGGUGUUAGCCCUGAGAACUGAUGACUCUGCUACUGUAAUCAAUGUUUUCUUGCUUUGUCCAAUUAAAAUGCUAAUGCACAAACAA
Molecule: messenger RNA, 2575 nt
Organism: Betta splendens (Siamese fighting fish)
Lineage: Eukaryota; Metazoa; Chordata; Actinopteri; Anabantiformes; Osphronemidae
Product: cytotoxic granule associated RNA binding protein TIA1-like
Exons: 12
Coding region: 210-1373 (387 amino acids)
Cellular component (GO): cytosol
Molecular function (GO): mRNA binding
Source: RefSeq, a predicted model, not a curated record